Messenger RNA from Caretta caretta (loggerhead turtle), 1046 nucleotides. It is a transcript of the gene PDXP, whose product is annotated as pyridoxal phosphatase. The record is from RefSeq and is a predicted model, not a curated record. Gene Ontology annotation, cellular component: cytosol; cytoplasm. Gene Ontology annotation, molecular function: pyridoxal phosphatase activity. NCBI's taxonomy places the organism in Eukaryota, Metazoa, Chordata, Testudines, Cheloniidae.
GCCCCGCCCGGCGCUGAGGUCAUUCCCGCGGGAGAAAGCGGCAUGGCGGCCUGCCGGCGGCUGAGCGGGGCGAGCGCGCGGGAGGUGCUGGGCCCGGCGCAGGGGCUGCUGUUCGAUUGCGACGGGGUGCUGUGGGCCGGCGAGCGGGCGGUGCCCGGCGCGCCCGAGCUGCUGGAGCGGCUGAGCCGCAGCGGGAAGGCCUCGUUCUUCGUCAGCAACAACAGCCGGCGCUCGGUCUCCGAGCUGGAGCGGCGCUUCAGCCGCCUGGGCUUCCGCGGCGUGCGGGCCGAGCAGGUCUUCAGCUCCGCGCUCUGCUCCGCGCUCUACCUGCGCCAGCGCCUGCUGGGGGCCGGCGGCGGCGGCGACGCCUGCCCCGGGCCCGGCCGGGUCUUCGUGCUGGGCGGGGAGGGGCUGCGCGGGGAGCUGCGGGAGGCCGGGCUGCGCCUGGCCGCUGAGGGCGGCCCGGCCGGCGGGAAGGACGAGCCGCCGGUGCGCGCCGUGCUGGUCGGCUACGAUGAUCAGUUCACCUUCGCUAAGCUGUCUGAGGCCUGCGGCUACCUGCGCGACCCACAGUGCCUGCUGGUGGCCACCGACCCCGACCCCUGGCACCCGCUCAGCGACGGGCAGCGCACCCCGGGGACAGGGAGUCUCACAGCUGCAGUGGAAACAGCCUCGGGGCGCAAGGCGAUGGUGGUGGGGAAGCCGAACACGUAUAUGUUUGACUGCAUUGUAGAGCGCUUUCAUGUGGACCCUUCCCGCAUCCUCAUGGUGGGCGAUAGGCUGGAGACGGAUAUCCUGUUCGGCAAGAAUUGUGGGCUUGCCACGGUCCUGACUCUGACUGGUGUGUCCCGUCUGGAGGAGGCACAGGCCUACAUGGCCAGCGAGAACCCUGCUGCAAAGGACCUGGUGCCCAACUACUAUGUAGACAGCAUUGCAGACUUGAUACCAGGCCUGGAUGAGUAGAGGGGAAUGGUUUGUACCAAUAUGGGCAUCAAGGCUGGAAAGCGCAUUGGUGUGAAGGGUGAAAUCUCGGCAGGUGCCAAGAG